Egretta garzetta (little egret) is the source of this 1335-nucleotide messenger RNA. RefSeq names its product E3 ubiquitin-protein ligase TRIM39-like. The coding region runs from base 1 to 1335 and encodes 444 amino acids. NCBI's taxonomy places the organism in Eukaryota, Metazoa, Chordata, Aves, Pelecaniformes, Ardeidae. Gene Ontology annotation, molecular function: protein binding; zinc ion binding. The transcript is spliced from 8 exons. The record is from RefSeq and is a predicted model, not a curated record.
AUGUCGGUUCCUGAAAUCCUACGGUCAGACUUUGCGGGCAUCGCUUGUACCUCCCGUGGAAGACAACAGGAGGCGGACUACGCAACUGGCCACAUCGUGGAGAGCAUCCGGCAGCUGGGGCUGCGGGGCGGCCCAGGGACGGAACCGGGGCCGGGGACCCCGCUCUGUGCCCAGCACGACGAGCGGCUCAAGCUCUUCUGCGAGGAGGACGAGGAGGCCAUCUGCGUGGUGUGCCGGGAGUCCCUGCACCACCGCUCGCACACCGUCUACCCCAUUGAGGAGGCCGCGCAGGUGUACAAGGUCAAACUCCAGAAAUCCCUGGAGCAUCUUUCCAAGGAAGUGGAGGACGUGAAGAAGCGGGAGUCAGUGGAAAGGAUGAAAACCCAGGAGUGCAAGGAGGUGGUGAAGAAAAAGCGGGAGAGGAUUGUGAGCGAGUUUGGGAAGCUCCAUCGGCUGCUGGCUGACGAGGAGAAGUUGCUGCUCCAGAAGCUGGAGGAGGAGGAGAAGCGGAUUCUGCUGAUGAUCCAUGAAAACCUGGCCAGGCUGGUGGAGCAGAAGUCCUUGCUGGAGGAGCUGAUCCUGGAGAUAAAGGAGAAGACCCAGCAGCCGGCUGAUGGGCUGCUCAAGGACAUGAAAAGCAUCCUGAGCAGGUGCGAGGGGGUGAGGUUCCAGUCCCCCAAGGCCGUGUCCGUGACCCUGAAGGAAAACUACAGCAUCCCUGAGCACUGCCUGGGCAUGAGGGACAUGCUGAAGAAGUUCAAAGUGGACGUGACCCUGGACCCCGAGACAGCGCACCCUGAGCUCACCCUGUCUGAGGACCGCAAGAGUGUGCGGCGUGGGGGCAAGAAGCUGCUUCUGUCCCUCUUCGACAACCCCAAGAGGUUCAGCACCGCUCCGGUGGUGCUGGGGAGUCAGAUCUUCUUCUCGGGCCGUUGCUACUGGGAGGUGCAGGUGGGAGACAAGCCCGAGUGGGGCUUGGGGCUGUGCAGGGAGUCUGCCAGCAGGAAAGGCAACAUCCUCUUCUCCCCAAACAACGGCUACUGGGUCCUGUGGCUGCAAAACGGGGGCAACUAUGAGGCCCUCACCUCGCCCGUCUCCCCUCUGACCCUGAGCGUGAGACCCCGGCGCAUCGGGAUCUUCCUGGACUACGAGGCAGGAGAAAUCUCCUUUUACAACGUGAGCGACCGCUGCCACAUUUACACCUUCACAGACAAGUUUUCAGGGAACCUCCGGCCUCUCUUCUUCCUGGGUGCCUUUUUGGGGGGCAGAAAUGCAGAGCCCUUGGUGAUCUCCUGGCUCAGGGACACACAGGGGACCGGGUGCAUUGUCCUGUGA